Diorhabda sublineata is the source of this 911-nucleotide messenger RNA. It is a transcript of the gene Cpap3-a2, whose product is annotated as protein obstructor-E-like. The coding region runs from base 98 to 832 and encodes 244 amino acids. Lineage: Eukaryota; Metazoa; Arthropoda; Insecta; Coleoptera; Chrysomelidae. Gene Ontology annotation, molecular function: chitin binding. Gene Ontology annotation, cellular component: extracellular region. The record is from RefSeq and is a predicted model, not a curated record. The transcript has 5 exons.
CUUUCUUUAAUCGUUGGUGUUUUAGUUGGUAUUGGUGUUUAAGAAAUUCCGAUCCAGUCUAACUUAAGAAGGUUCAUAAUAAACUUAAGCUUAGAACAUGAUUAAAUACAUAUUUGUUUUGUUAUUUAUUGGUGUUAAAGCACAAUUUCAGUGUCCACAGAGAACGGGUUUUUUUCCCGAUCCCGAAGAAUGUGAUGUUUACUAUAAAUGCUCAAGAGGAAUUUACGAACAGAAGCUUUGUCCUGAUGGACUUGUUUUUGACGACAAGGAUCCUAAUUUUGAAAGAUGUGAAGUACCAGCUAACGUGAAUUGCGACGAUAGACCAAUUUUACAACAAGCAAAACCGAGUCCUGGAUGUCCACGGCAAAAUGGAUUUUACCGUCACCCAACGGACUGUACAAAAUUUUAUAAUUGUGUUGAAGGGAAACCAAAAGAAUUGAAUUGUCCAGCAGGUCUUGUAUUUGACGAAGUUAAAAGUAUCUGUAUUUGGGCUGUGAAUAGUAAACGCGACGAAUGCAUUAAUCCGAAAAAAGACGCUUUAGAUGACGGUUUUGAAUGUCCAGAUGCUCAAAAUAAUGGUAUUGAUGGCAAAAAAAUACCGCAUCCUACAUAUGCUCACCCAACGGAUUGCCAAAAGUUUUAUAUCUGUAGAAACGGAGUGGAUCCCCAGAGAGGAUCUUGUUCACCAGGCACUGUUUAUAAUGAAGAAAUUGCUAGAUGUGAUAGUCCUGAAAAUGUUCCCGGGUGUGAGAAUUAUUAUUCGCAGUCGAAAGCGUAUCCUAAACCUUCAGUGCCAGCAAUUUCGGUGGUUCCAGCAGGAAGGAAGAACUGAUUUAAGUUAAUAAGCGUUGCUAAUUAAGUUGAUAUGUGAGAUGAUUCAAUAUUGUUUCUUAAUAAAAGAAUUUUCACCA